Molecule: messenger RNA, 1665 nt
Organism: Fusarium vanettenii 77-13-4
Lineage: Eukaryota; Fungi; Ascomycota; Sordariomycetes; Hypocreales; Nectriaceae
Exons: 2
Coding region: 1-1665 (554 amino acids)
Biological process (GO): protein phosphorylation
Molecular function (GO): protein kinase activity; ATP binding
Source: RefSeq, a predicted model, not a curated record
AUGCACAUCGAUGCACACACUGCCUUGCACAACCUCAUGCUACCGCCGCCACCAAGGAUCUUGGAACAGAACGGGCCAGAAGUCACGUUACCUCAAGGCCUCGUCCCUGCAGCAGCUGCUGUUUCCCCUCAAUCCAUUCAUCUUCAGCCUGGUUCUUCCCCCUCCUCAACAAUAGCGCUUUCGAUGUCAACCCGUUUUCUCGCCGCAACCACCCGCUCUACAAUAAGCACUGGAGCUACCAUCAUCUACAAAUUCAUCGACUCGUACGCCUCCGCAUCCGACCAGUGGCGGUCCCUUGCCACGAGGCUGAAAUGGGACCUUCGAGUAAUCGGCCAAUUCACACAGUACUACGAGAAACGCAUCAAAGGGGACGGCUCCCUGUCUCCCGAGGAUGCUGAGCUCCUCGACAGCAGCGCCCUCUACCUGAGCGGGCUCGCAGCCAGAAUCACCAGCAUCGCACAGCGUCUCGAGUCCAAAAGCCGGUUCCGGAGAGAGCUGAACAAGGCGCUAUGGUGGCAUCGCGAGGACGAGGUCCGCGAGCUGGAGGAAGAGCUCUUCGAGUGGACGACAAGGUUGGAUCUGCGGCUCGUCGGCCUGCCGAGCGGGCUCAAGACAGCGAUCAAACUCGACGGCCAGGCGAUCAGCAACACACCCAACUUUGCCGCUAGCCGGCACAUCGAGAGCCUCAAAGCCAUGACUGAGAAAGCUGGGCAGGCCGUGGUGGCCAAUAAUAUCUUCCACGAGGGCGUUGACGACUUCAUCAACAGCAUCAACCCGAGGAACCACGAGAGAUUUCAAGCUAUUGGGGACGCAGGCAGGCAGGUCCUCGUCGAGCGCCGGUUCCACAGGCACCCAAAGGACUCGGCCGAAUGGAAAGAGCUAAAGGCCGGGCUUGUCCGCCUCGCUAGCGCGCUGAACUGCCUCGACGGCACAACCGUGAGUCUGCUACGCUGCAACCAUCUCUUUGAAGACUCCCGGGAUCCCCUGGCGCCAAACUUCUCCCUCGUCAACUCCGUCCCCUUCCCAGUAAGAUCCAAGUGCCCGGUCCUAAAGUCCCUGAUCACCAGGACUCAGGGCAAGGUCCGGCUGCCGGCGAACCACUCGCUCAGCGAACGGUACGGGCUAGCCCAGUCCCUUGCAACGGCUGUCUUCUUUCUCCACAGCGUGGGCUUCUUACACCACAACGUCACCUCACACAACGUCUUGAUGCUAUACAGACUAGGGGCGCCGGCCCAGAAGCAGUUCCCUUACUCCCUCGGCACUCCGUUCCUGGUUGGCUUCGAGGAGGUCAAGGAGUUCCACACCUUGAGCGAUCAGCGAGAGGCAUCCGACCCGGACAUCCUCUACCAGCAUCCUGACCGGCUGCUCGAGACGGGGCGGCCGAAGUAUGGACCGGAGCACGACAUAUAUAGCCUUGGCAUGGUGAUGCUUGAGGUGGGCAUAUGGCGGCCUCUAGAGCGAUACACAGCGGAUCUUUUGGAUCUCGCAAGAAGAGGCACAACGAUUUCGGAGCUCAUCAGGUUGGUCGACGUCUCCAUGGGUGCCAGGUUCAGGAAGGUAGUCGAGUGGUGUUUGAACUUGGAGACGAGCUCACAGGUCGAUCCAAUUCGCCUGUCGAGAGAGGUACUCGAGCCGUUAGAAGAGAUGGCAUCGUCUUUGAGAUGA